CUCGGGUCGGGGUGCCGCCUCCUGCCCAUGUGCCCCGGGUCGGGGUGCCCCUUCCCUCCAGGUUCCCCGGGUCGGGGUGCCCCCUUCCCUCCAGGUGCCCCCUUCCCUCCAGUUGCCCCAGGUCAGGGUGCCCCUUCCCUCCAGGUGCCCCAGGUCGGGGUGCCCCCUUCCCUCCAGGUGCCCCAGGCGCACACUUGCCCCUGGUCCAGCUGCUUUGUGCCCCUGGCUGCCCUUAGUCUGCCUGCCCCGUGCCCCCAGCUGACCCCGCCAGGCUGGCAUCUAACCCCACCCCACGGGCAAGGGGCGCGACCCCCCUGCAGCCCUUGGCCCAGCUGCGCCCUGACGCCGCCGUCUGCUCGGCCCCCAGGAGAGCCCCUGCCCACGGAGGACAGGGGGCUGCCCACGGAGCCGGCGGUGCCCAACGGGCACCUACCCAGCGCCCUGCAGAGCCCGGAGCAGGCGGUUGGCGCCCAGCUGCGCCGCAUGGGCGAUGCCUUCGAGCAGGCACAUGACAGGCAGCCCCGGGACACGCUGUGGGGCCACUUUUGCCGCUUCGUGGCCCAGCUGCUGGACACCAUCUGCAACCUGCAGGACGCCAUGAUGCCCAACCAGGACCCCAACUAGCCCCGCGGCCCGGCCCGGGCAAGGAGCCACCAAGUGCACCGGAGCGCCCGCGCACUGCCCUCGCUGACGGUGCCCCCCCCCCGCCCGGGCACUUUCUAUUUAUUUAUUUAUUGCUGGACUGGGUCAGGGCCCCGCACGGGGGGACGUGCAGGGGGGCAACGCAGGCUGGGGAGCAAGGAGAGGGCAGCUAGACACCCCCAUCCUGGGUCCAGGUGGGCGCGGGGUCCGGGCGCAGCUGUAGCACUUUGUAAAUACUGUACAUGGAGCCUGUAUAUAGGGGGGGAGGGGGUGUGGGAGGGGGGCUGUACAUAGGGGGACACGGGAGGGGGCUGUACAUAGGGGACACGCGCUGUACAUGAUCAGUUCCUCCUUUUGUAUGUUUCUUUUCAAUAAAAACGGAUUUCGGCAAAGCUGCGGCUGCUGGUGCUUGUCUGCCGUGGUGGCCCUCGGGCAGUGUGUCCCAGCCCCCUCCCUGCAGGAUUGGGCUGGCAGGAGAGGGGUUAAAGGCAUGGGUGACCCCUCCCUGCUAAGUGCCACUUAGCGAAUUGCUUCCGAAGGCUAAAAAUGGACUUGCGGGCGGGAGCAGCAGGGAUUU
Alligator sinensis (Chinese alligator) is the source of this 1219-nucleotide messenger RNA. RefSeq names its product formin-2-like. Lineage: Eukaryota; Metazoa; Chordata; Crocodylia; Alligatoridae. The transcript has 2 exons. The record is from RefSeq and is a predicted model, not a curated record. Bases 28 to 624 code for a protein of 198 amino acids.